Molecule: messenger RNA, 1943 nt
Organism: Helianthus annuus (common sunflower)
Lineage: Eukaryota; Viridiplantae; Streptophyta; Magnoliopsida; Asterales; Asteraceae
Product: UDP-glycosyltransferase 73C4
Exons: 1
Coding region: 78-1562 (494 amino acids)
Molecular function (GO): UDP-glycosyltransferase activity
Source: RefSeq, a predicted model, not a curated record
CCUAAAUCCAUUCAUAACAUCUACAAACAUUACAAACCAAUAGGUGCAUGCAAGUGGUGUAACAUUACCACAAACUAAUGGCUUCUAACCUUCAUUUUCUCAUCAUACCAUUAAUGUGCCCAGGUCACCUCAUUCCAAUGGUGGACAUGGCCAAACUCAUAGCCCAACACUCCGUCACCGUCACCGUCGUCAUCACCCCAGGAAACGCCAAACGCUAUGGCGCGGUCCUCCACCGCGCCAUAGCUUCAGGCCUUCCGGUUAAACUCCUCCAGCUCCAGUUCCCAGCCUCUGACCACGGGCUACCCGAUGGAUGCGAAAGCGUCGACGAUCUACCCACAUUUAAUCUAACCAAAAAUUUCUUUGAUGCACUUGCCACAUUUCAAAAACCACUUGAACAUGUGUUUAACAACCUUGAACCCAUACCAAGUUGCAUCAUAUCUGAUAAACAUUUAACAUGGACAGCAGAAGUCGCUAACAAGUUUCGAAUUCCAUGGGUUAUUUUCGACGGGAUGAGUUGUUUUACGCAGUUAGCUACACAUAAUCUAUGUGUUUCCAAGAUUCAUGAAAAGUUAAGUGAUUUCGACACGCUUAUCUUACCAGGUUUACCGGAUAAAAUAUCCAUGACGAAAGCACAACUACCCGGAUUGUUUAAUCCAGGAAGCAGUGCAAAAGCAAAGGAAAUGUUAUCCAUACGCGAACGAAUUAGAGAAGCGGAGUUAGAAGCGUAUGGGACGCUUAUAAACAGUUUUGAUGCGUUGGAAACAAGAUAUAUUGAUCAGUUUAGAAAGGUGAAACAAGGUAGAGUUUGGUGCAUUGGACCGUUUUCUAAUUCGAACAAGAACGAUUUGGAUAAGGCGCAGCGUGGAAGCAAAGAUUCAAUCAACAACCAUGAAUGCAUGACAUGGCUUGAUUCUCAGCGAAACCGCAGUGUAAUCUACGCGUGUUUAGGAAGCCUUACACGACUAACGCCACUACAGUUUAUAGAACUCGCUUUAGGCUUAGAGGAUUCGCAAUUCGCGUUUAUUUUGGUAGUGAAAGGUGGAAGUAGAACAGAAGAGAUAGAGCAAUGGUUGGGUGAAAAUGGGUUCGAGUCACGAGUAAAAGGUAGAGGUGUUUUGAUACGCGGGUGGGCUUCACAAGUUUUGAUCCUGUCGCACCCAGCUGUGGGUGCGUUCUUGACACAUUGUGGAUGGAACUCGACUAUUGAAGGGGUUUGCGCUGGUGUCCCGAUGAUCGCAUGGCCACAGUUUGCUGAACAGUUUUUUAAUGAAAGAUUGGUUGUACAAGUGUUGGGAACUGGUGUGGGAGUUGGGGCUCAAAGAGUGAUGCAUCUAGACGACGAUAAUAGAGACGCGAUUCAAGUGAAAAGGGGGGAUGUUUGCAAAGCUGUAAAGAUGGUUAUGGAUGAAGGAAGAGAAGGAGAAGAAAGAAGAGAAAAGGCUAAAUAUUUGAAACAAAUGGCUGCAAAAACACUAGAAGAAGAGGGUUCAUCUCAGUUAAAUUUGAAGUUGUUUAUUGAAGAAAUCAGGCUACACACUCACAAGGGUCAGCUUGUAGGCUAAGUUAUUGCAAUCUCUUGAGAGUUAUGAAGAUUUCUGUGAUGAUAGAUACUAGAUUGAUUGCAAAUGGUUUAAAAAAAGAAAAGAAAAGAAACAUGUCAUUUGUGUAUAUUUGCACCGAAUCAAACCGGUGUUACUUAUCUUUAUGCUAAACUCGCGCAUUGAUCCAUAGGAUCAUUGACACACAGAGACUCGAUUACUUGAGUUUGGGUUCGAGACUUGGCUCAUCUAGACUCGGUUCAUGCUAUAUAUAUCUAGUCGCGAGUUAGCCUCAGUAGCUGCUGUAGCUGGUUCUACAAUACUAGUUGCAACUUACAACUUGAUCUUGAUUGGAAUAUGUAACUGUGCAAUUGUAAAACAAUAAGAAUUAAAUUAAAUGCAAAA